AGAAAACGCUAGAGAGAGAGGGGGGGGGGGGGGGGCAACAAACAAGCAUGGCGGCUCCCGCGAUGAAAUCGGUGCAGUGCUUCGGGCGGAAGAAGACGGCGGUGGCGGUGACGUACUGCAAGGAAGGGCGGGGGUUGAUAAAGAUCAACGGGUGCCCAAUCGAGCUGGUGGAGCCGGAGAUCCUGCGGUUCAAGGCCUACGAGCCGAUCCUUCUGCUGGGACGACACCGUUUCGCCGGCGUUGACAUGAGGAUCCGCGUCAAGGGAGGGGGUCACACUUCACAGAUAUACGCGAUCCGUCAGAGCAUCGCCAAGGCCUUGGUGGCUUAUUACCAGAAGUUUGUGGAUGAGGAGAGCAAGAGGGAAAUCAAGGACAUUCUGGUCAGGUACGACCGUACUCUCCUUGUGGCUGAUCCAAGGCGCUGCGAGCCCAAGAAGUUUGGUGGUCGUGGUGCCAGAGCUAGGUUCCAGAAGUCUUACCGUUGAGCAGAGAGCUUUGUAUGUUUUUGCUAUUAAGUGUUUGCUGUAACCUUGUUUCGGAUAUUUAUGCUUAAUGCUACUUUUCAGAAAUGAUCCUUUGAUUGAUUCUUUGCAUAUCCAUUAGCCAAGUUUUUAAGGGAUUUUGUGAGCCUCGUUUGAACUCUGUGCAUUUUUGGAUGGUGUAAUCUUACGCCAACAUGGAUGAGAUCACCAACUCUUUUUUGGCUUGGAACCAAAUACCAUUGCUUGUUUCGGAUUGCUA
Rosa chinensis is the source of this 741-nucleotide messenger RNA. RefSeq names its product 40S ribosomal protein S16. Gene Ontology annotation, cellular component: cytosolic small ribosomal subunit; ribosome. Gene Ontology annotation, molecular function: RNA binding; structural constituent of ribosome. Gene Ontology annotation, biological process: translation; maturation of SSU-rRNA from tricistronic rRNA transcript (SSU-rRNA, 5.8S rRNA, LSU-rRNA). The record is from RefSeq and is a predicted model, not a curated record. The transcript has a single exon. Lineage: Eukaryota; Viridiplantae; Streptophyta; Magnoliopsida; Rosales; Rosaceae. The coding region runs from base 48 to 485 and encodes 145 amino acids.